This is a messenger RNA of Paramecium tetraurelia, 3057 nucleotides long. RefSeq lists its product as uncharacterized. Lineage: Eukaryota; Ciliophora; Oligohymenophorea; Peniculida; Parameciidae. The record is from RefSeq and is a predicted model, not a curated record. The transcript is spliced from 2 exons.
AUGCUAAACAACUGUUAUACUCUUCGUCACAGUCCUGUAUUCAGAAAUCCAAAAUCGAAUGUAGCAGUUUAGUAAUUAACUACUCUAAUUAAUGAAACCGCAAGUAGGUCACCUCCACUUCAACCACAAGUCAAAAAGAUAAUUGGAAUUAAAAAAAAUUCAUUGAUAGAUCACUAAUUACCUCUUUGUGAUGUACCCUUUCAAACUAAUUUUUUUGCAUAAAAUGAAAAUGAUCUUUCCUAUUCAAAUAGAAGCAAUAUUUAAACUAAUAGAUAGUUUAGUAGAAAUUAAAGAACUUAAAGUGUUUACACAGGUAAUAAAGAAAACUUCGUAAGAAGCCCAACAAGAAGUCCAUUUUCUAAACCAAUUAUUUAAAAAGAUUGUUAUACUCCAAUUUAUAAAAGAAGUCCAAUCUAAAGAGUAUAAUCUCCUGGAAUAAUAGGGGGAAUUAGGCAGACAAAUUAAAGAGGGUUUGGAUCCAUAAGUCCCUUGAGGAUUUAGCAAAAACCUAAUUAAAGAGAACCCUUAUCGGAAAUGGUGGAUAAUUUAAAACAAAAUAUUAUGAGAGACAUUUAAGAAGUCACAAGAAAAUAUUCAAAUACAAUUGUACAAGUCAAUUUAUAACCAGAGAGAUUCAAAUAAGAACAAAGAGAAGUAAGGUAUGAUGAUAUCAAAGCUUAAGAAUUGAAAAAAUAGAAAUAUCUGGAGCAAUAAGCUCUAUUAUUGCAAUAAUAAUUGGAAUUAAUCAAAUCAUAAUAAUCAAAGUUAGUUGUACUCAAUAAACAGACUUUGUGUUCUUAAGAUAAUCCCAUAAAUGCAACAUCCGACCCAAAUAAGUUAUAUCAAUAAAGAUAAAAUGACCUAAGUUUUUUAAGGUCUUUGGAAAAUCAAAACAGAUCACAAUCUUUUGCAGAUUAAUAAAGCAAUUUUUAAAGUCUUAGAUGUGAUUAAACACAAAAAAUUAAAUAAAUUUAAGAAAUAAAAAAUUGUACUUGUGAUCCACAAUAUUAAGUCUAAGGAGUUUAAUAAUAAUAUUGUGAAGAAUGGAUGCCGAUCUAAAACACUAGUAAAUACAAUUAUUAAAUUGAUUAUUUACAAAAAUUGAAUUACAAAAUUGAAUCAAUUUAAAAACAUUAAAAUCAAUAGUCUGUCAACUCUAAUAAUUAAGAAUUCAAGACUUUAGAUGAAUUUUGUAGAACAACAAGACAUCAAGAGUAAAAAUUAAUAAACUCUCCAGAUUUAAACUAGGAAAAAUAAGCAUUAAAUUAAUAUCAAUCUCGACCCAAUUUUAAUUAGGAAAAUCAAUAUCCAGAAUUUUAAACUGGAAGAAAUGGCUAUUCCCCAAUUAGAAACAAAGAAUAAAUUACAGCCAACAAAGAGACAACUCUUUAUAUGUUGAAUAAUAAUAAAUAAAUGUUAUCAACCUUAAAUUCUUAAAAUGAAUUAUAAAAGUUAAAGAAUUUAUAGUUAGAGUUGAUGCAGAAUAAACCAUUAUUUGAAUAACCUAAGCCUUCAAAAAUUGAAUUUAAUUUUAACUAAUAGAAAGAAAUAUUUGAUCUCAAAAUUGAUAAAAAUUAUCUUAAUACUUUUUAAUAACUCUCAACUAUGCAAUAAGAGAGAUCUACAAAGGAAGAAAAUAUUGAAGAAAAAACUUACAAAAAUUUAAAUUUUAAUAAAAAUAAAACAGCUGCCAAUAAAAAUGUACAGUAAUAAUAAUUGUCAAAAUUUAUUCAGCUUUAAAACUAAUAAGAAUAAUUGUAAGAAAUAGGUAAAUAAUUACAAUAAUAAUAAAAACUACCUGCUUAUUUGAAAGAGGCUGAUGAUACGGAUGACGAUGUUAAUAAUCAAAUUACUAUUAGUAAUUUAUCAUCUAUUAUUCCUGCUGAAAUCUCAGCCAAUUAAAAUAAAAAGAUUAAUGUAUCUUUCGAAAGUAGUAUUGAAUAAUAAUAAUUUGAGUAUCUAAAGGGAUCAGAUUGCCGAAACACUUUUGGACCUUUAUAAUUGGAAAUCAUUUUAAAAUCUCCAAAAAGUCAUCAUGAAAUUAUACCUUAAUAUCUGUCACCUUGCCAACUUGGUGAUGAUGUAAAUAAUUAAAGGCAAUAAGUAUAAAAUCUUCAAAAUGAUUAAGACAUAUCAUCUUAUGAUAAAUAAGAUAAUGUAAUAAGUAGAUAAUUAACUAAUAAUCAUAAAAGUGAAAAGAAAUAAUCUGCAUUAAAUUAUGAUGAGGGCACACAACUUUGCAAUAAAAUUGAGUAGAUUGAGACUGUUGAAAAGAGAGUCAAUUCUCAAUCAAGAGAUUAGAAAGAGCUUGAAAAUUAAUCAAGAGAGUAUAAAGUUUAAAACAGUAGCUCAACAUAUAAAACAAAAAGUUCUUAGAGUAUUAGCAAUGCUAAAUACUAAUAAGCAUAUAGUCCAAUCGGAAUUAAAAACUCUAUUGUUGUGCAGCCAUUUUUUAAGGAGAGUCCAAGCAAUAGAAUUGCAACAAAAGAAAGUGAAAAAAAUAAAAAUUAGAUUAAAUCUCAGCAAAGUGUUUUAGAAAAUAAAAACUAUGAUAAAAUAUGUUCUGGGCAAAGCUAAAGGUAUAGCGACUACAAAGAUGAAUCGAACUAAGUUGAAAAAGAAAAAUAAGAAUAGGAUGUCUCAUUAAAUAACUCAUCAAGAUAUGAAUAGAUGUUAUAAAAUUUCUAAAGUAUGAAAAAUCAAUCUAGAAUCGAUUAUUAAUAAGAAAAUCAAACAAUUAAAGUGUCAAUGUAAAUGAAUGAAUGUGAACAUAUUAGUGAUUUUGUUAUAUUUAGCGAUAAAUAAAAUGAAAACUAAUUAGAAAUUGUUAAAAAGAAAACCGUUACAUUUAAUGAUCAAUUGAUUUAGCAAUCUCCUAUAGAUAAAGAUAAAGUCCAAGGUGGAACAAAUUUCAGUGAUUUUAUGAAGACAAAAGCUUUAGACAUUCUCUCCUCCGACUCUAUUCCAAUAAUUCCUUAGGAUACCUUCACUUUGGCAUAAUUAUAGCCAAAAGGAGGAAUAAGUUUUUUAUAAUAUAAGCAACAAUUAGAAAAUUGA